Vicugna pacos (alpaca) is the source of this 2806-nucleotide messenger RNA. It is a transcript of the gene CBLN4, whose product is annotated as cerebellin 4 precursor. The record is from RefSeq and is a predicted model, not a curated record. Gene Ontology annotation, cellular component: synapse. NCBI's taxonomy places the organism in Eukaryota, Metazoa, Chordata, Mammalia, Artiodactyla, Camelidae. Gene Ontology annotation, molecular function: protein binding.
GGCGAGGAGACGCCGAGCUGGGGCAGACGCAGGGCGGUGGGCGCCUAUCUCUGGGCUCUCUCUCCGCACCCCGCGCUCGCCGGGUCUGGGUGGCCUCGGACCUUGGCAGCCAGCAUCGCUGGGCGCCCGGCUCAUUCCAGGGUGCGUUAAACGCCAGGUAGGAGAUGCCCAGCUGCGGUCACCAGACUCCUUCCCCUUUCCCGAGAGCCGGCGGGUUGAGCUAGAAGCCAACCCCAGCCGGACGUGCGCUCCUAUAAAUAGCGCGCGUGUGCCCGCCUCGCGCUCUCCUGGCUGCGCGAGGACAGAGAAAGUUGUGCGCAGGGACUCGGGGCGUGCGACAGAGGCAGGAGAGGACCUCGCCGGCCGAGCCGUCCUGCACCCUGGAACUGAUCCUGAGAAUUUUUGCUUUCCACUUUGGGGACCCGGCUAACCGCUGCCCACUUGCCGACGUCUGGGAGACACUAAGCUUUGAGGAAUUUUUGACCAAGCGAAAGUGGGAGUCGCUAGAGCCCUGGCCAUGAACACAGCCUCGCGUUCUUCCCAGUCCGGGAAACACCUUCUGCCUCUGUAAUUCGUCCCUGCAGCAAGCCAGACGCGUACAGGACCGACACGGCACCGCUCGCCAUCCACCACCCGCGUGGCUUCCCUGAGUCCUCUUCGUUUUUUCCUGCUCCGUGGUUCACCUGGGGGUGCUUGGGUUUAGGGUGAGAAUUUAUUAUCAUUUUCCCCUCUGAGGUGUGAAAGUGAGGGUUUGGUGACUUUAAAUGUCUAGGAACAAGAGUGGGUGCAAGGGCCCCAGGCAGGGCUGAUUCUUGAGCGGAGGAGGGUGGGGUUGGGGGUUCUGCAUGAGCUCCUUAAAGGACAAAGGUAACAGAACCAGCGAGAGAGCGCGAGGGGAGACUUUGCCUUCAAACCGUAGAAUUGGUGGAAGUGUGCGCGCCGCCGCCGCCGCUGUUCCUGCAGCGCUUUCGAUCUAGCCACCGGCAUCUUCCCGAGCUCCGGGGUCCCGGGGUAGGAGGCUUCGCGGGCGAGCAGAAGCGCCAGUCGGCUGCGGCUGCCCCCUCGGCUCAUCAUGAGCUCCGGGCGCCGGGCGCUGUCCGUGGUGCCGGCCGUGCUGCUGGCUCUCACCCUGCCUGGGCUGCCCGUCUGGGCGCAGAACGACACGGAGCCCAUCGUGCUGGAGGGCAAGUGCCUGGUGGUGUGCGACUCGAACCCGGCCACGGACUCCAAGGGCUCCUCUUCCUCCCCUCUGGGCAUCUCGGUCCGGGCGGCCAACUCCAAGGUCGCCUUCUCGGCGGUGCGGAGCACCAACCACGAGCCGUCCGAGAUGAGCAACAAGACGCGCAUCAUUUACUUCGAUCAGAUCCUAGUAAAUGUGGGUAAUUUUUUCACGCUGGAGUCUGUCUUUGUAGCACCAAGAAAAGGAAUUUACAGUUUCAGUUUUCACGUAAUUAAAGUCUACCAGAGCCAAACAAUCCAGGUUAACCUGAUGUUAAACGGAAAACCGGUAAUAUCUGCCUUCGCUGGGGAUAAAGACGUUACUCGUGAAGCUGCCACCAAUGGGGUCCUGCUGUACCUCGAUAGAGAGGAUAAGGUUUACCUGAAACUGGAGAAAGGUAACUUGGUCGGAGGCUGGCAGUAUUCCACGUUUUCCGGCUUUCUGGUGUUCCCCCUAUAGAAUUUGAUUUCUCCGUGAUGUUCAUCCAGGUGAGGGGCGGCCCACCCCUGAGUUCCUGGAAGAUCACUUCCUCAUCGUCGGAUUGAUGUCUUUUAUUGGUUUCUCAUGGGUGAAUAUGGAUUCUCUUUAAGAAUUCUAGGCCUUGUCUGAACCAGUACCAAGCUGCGCAGAUGAUUUUUGUGUGUGUGUGCAUUUCAGUAUAUUUGGAUCCGGACUCACAACAGUCGAAAACUAUCUAUGCUUAAGUGUAACAAUUAAAAGCUGUCUGCAAGGUUCACUCGUUCACUCUGAAUUUAAUUCCCUGGAAUUACUGAAUUCAUUGCAGAUGUGCCACUUUAUUUAUUUAGUUUUUAAAGACUGGCAACCAGGUCUAAGAAUUAGAGAACUCCCAAGUUCCGACUUCAGCAACGAUUAGUGUGAUACUGCCAAAGAGUCGUGUGUUGUGUUGAUAUGCUGGUUACACUUGCUUUUUUUUCCCCUUUGGAAUUAGUCUGUUUCGUUCUCUUGAGGUAACCACUGGCUUUUGUGUCUUCUCUACAAAUAGGGUAAUGGCUUGCCCGCAAACUUACUCUCUGAGAUCACCAACAUGACUUCCCUUGAAAAACAACAACAAAAGAAUGCUUCAUAGUUGUAUUUUAAUUAUAUAUGUGAAAGAGUCAUAUUUUCCAAAUUAUAUUUUCUAAUAGGAAGAAUAGAUCAUAAAUCUAACAAGGAGAAAGUUGCUUUCCCGAAUUCUAAGUGCUCAGUCCUCAAACCUCUGCCAAACAGCUCUGCUCCACGGGAAACCUUAUACUUUAUUGCUCACUUUAAUUAACAUGAUUGAUAAUAACCACUUUAUUAAAAACCUAAGGGAUUUUUUUUCCUUAGACAUGACCACUUCAUUAACUGGAGAUGGGAUACCCUUGUUUUUAAUUAUACCUAUUUUUCAAACCUUCUAUUGUGUUUGAAGUAUCAUCUGGUUUUGCCUUAACUCCUUAAAUUGUAUAUAUUUAUCUGUUAAGCUAAUAUUAAAUCCAGAUAUCCCAUAUUGAAACUUAGUGCAAUAUCUUAUUUUGUCUUUUGUACAGGUCAUAUGAAUUCAUAAAAUUAUUUAUGUCUCUGUUAUGGAAUAAAGGUUACUAUAUGUUA